AUGGACACAUUCUUUCAGCUAAUUCACCAGCGUGCGAGUAUCCCGACAGCUUUGGCAGCAUUAGAGAAGGCCAAAAGCCUAAAUUCCGUCAAGUUUGUAGCGCAAGUGGACGUGGUUCGCUCAAGAAACCCGUUUUACGCUAAAAAGCUGUUGAAGGCAUUGUCCGAACAGACUCAAUUGAUCGACAAGAAAACCGAGACAAGUGUUGGAGCUGGGGACAAUGGUGAGUCGAAUAGCCUUGAACUCACAGAAUGGGUUUUUGAACAAUACGUGGAAUUAUUGGCGGUGAAUCCUCCCGAUCCAGUGGGCUUUACGGACAUUAUACGUUACAGCUUGGGUUGCGGCGUUGAGAUAGAUGUGGAAGAACAGCCGCUGUUGUUGAGUGCAGCAGGAACCACCGGAAAUCGAACGUGGAAAGCUGCAUUGUACCUGGGCGAGCUGCUGGCUCAGAAAGAUCCAAUUCUGGGCGAUCUCGGUUCAGUUUCCAAAGUGCUGGAGCUCGGUACGGGAACGGGGCUCGUAAGCAUGGUGUGGGCCAAAGUGCAUGGUUCGCACACUAAAGAGCUAUAUAUUACGGAUGGCAACUCACGGUUGAUCGAGCAAUGCACAUGUCACAAUUUCAGACUCAAUGGCUUCAAUAAUACCGAAAAUUUCAAGUUCCAGCGGCUGUAUUGGGGCGAGGACGAUGUCCCAGAAGUCGAUCUAGUACUAGCAUCGGAUGUGACCUACGAUAUAACUGUGGUUCCCGUUCUGGCUGAGACGCUGGCCACAGCGUUACGCAAAGGUGCUCGCUUCGCCUUAAUCGCGGCGACGGUGCGUAACGAGAAAACAAAUGCCGAGUUCGAGUCCCAAUGCGCCAACAACGGGUUGGCCGUUGAGGUUGUGAGUGUCAAGCCGGUGGAAAUGACACCCAUAAGAAUCUACAAGCUGAGUACUUUGGCCUAG
Messenger RNA from Lachancea meyersii CBS 8951, 945 nucleotides. The record is from the annotation of a GenBank genome assembly. Lineage: Eukaryota; Fungi; Ascomycota; Saccharomycetes; Saccharomycetales; Saccharomycetaceae.